Molecule: messenger RNA, 1812 nt
Organism: Pyrenophora tritici-repentis Pt-1C-BFP
Lineage: Eukaryota; Fungi; Ascomycota; Dothideomycetes; Pleosporales; Pleosporaceae
Source: RefSeq, a predicted model, not a curated record
AUGCCUGCUAUUACGCCAGCACCACGACCGGCCGAAGUCCAUGUCCGCUCGCUACAACAUAGACAAGAUCCGGAUGCACUUGACAUUUUACAGGUGCUCAUCACAGCACUACCACUUUCGCUACGUCAAAUCGCUGCCACAAAUAUACCCGCCGUUUCGAGCAUAUUAUGGUCCGAGUUUCUGGACGACAAGAGACCUCAGUGGUUCCAAGAGUUACCAUACGAUAUCCAGAGUUAUUUCAUACGUGAAUUUGGACCGGCGACGGCAGCACCACCAGCUAGCGGAACAUUGCCGACUGGAGUUACUGCGUCAGUAACGGGACCACCGACCGAGACGAGCGCUUUACAAUCAUCCUCAUUAUCGGGGUCAGAACAGGUUACGACAUCUACACCUACAGCACUUAGCAGCUCAUCUAUUGAGACGUCGAGUUUAGCUUCUUCGGAUUCUUCGACUUUGCUGUCGAUUAGUGCUUCCUCUGCGACUAGUCUUUCCGCAUCAAUCUCCUCGACAUUGAGCUCAUCUGCGAUUCCAACUACGACUGCAGAUCCUAUAGCUCCUGAAUUCAGCGAUUCUGGUCUGACGAGACGCGAAAAGGUUGCAAUCGGUGUUGGCGUGCCGCUAGCACUACUUGUUGUCGCGGUACUGUUAUUCAGCUGUUGUUUCUUGCUACGCCGGAAAAGAAGAAGGGCAAUUGAAGGCAGCCAACCUCCUUCAUCGCCAGGAUUUAUCCCACACUUCUCAUUUCAAGAUCGAGGCUUGAGUCGGGAGCGUCUAGAACACCGAGCUCCAUUGAACCCUUCGUACCAUCAAAGCCGAUUUGUAGAAGACACAAACUGGGAAGAUGAAGGUUAUGACCCAGUAACAGCCUAUCAAGGUCACACAAUACCCCCAGCAGCAGCGCCAACUCCAUCGCAAGCAUACGCCAUAGCUGAAGAAGGACGACACGAUUCUUACCAAGGAAACUCGGUACCUGCAGUAGCACCACAGAUGGGAAUGCAGGACAACCACCGUCCCAUACUCGCCCCAGCCCUCUACCACAGCCACUCGUCCAACCGCGCCCGUGGCCGCCGAACAAGCUACACAAGUCUACACUCGGUUGCUGAAGUCACAGAGCCCGAGUCAGAAACCGCGAUUGAAUCCCCCGUCCUAGGCCGCCACAACCUACCCCCACUCAACACGAGAAUCGGAUCCUCUUCUAGAAAACCAAUUGGAGCCACACCCACUUCAGCAAGAAGCAUAAAACGCAAACCCGUUCCCAUCAGUCCAGCCGCAGACAUGGCAUCUCGCAGCCUCCUGCGCCCACCACUCGCACGCAACGCAGAUGACCAUAGUGGAAGUAGUUCCUCAGGCCUCGUACUAUCCAGUCUAUCAAGUUACAAAUCAAGUUCUUCAAACGGUGGGUAUCACGCUUCACCCUAUAAUUCCUCCGGUGGAGAAGACGACGAAGACACUGCUGCGAUCCAGCACAAUCAGCCCCAAUACAGCCAUACUCCACAACCACAACCACAAGCGCCAACGACGACAAUUAAUCCCUUCACAAACUCCAACGCUGGCUACAAGUACCUAGAAGACUACGGCCCAGAGUACUCGCAUGACGGGUACAAUAACUACAGCGACGGCGAUGAUGGAGCGUAUGGUGGACAUGUGAGCUUGGAUCGGUAUGGGGAUCCGGGGAGUCCGCGUGAGAUGGGGAGUAGUAGUAAGAGUGGGAAGACGGAGUGGCCGUUGAGGAAUAUGAUGGGUGGGGGGAGUGGGAGGGAGAAGGCGAGAGUGAGGAGUCCUGUGUGGGAUCGGGUUUAUGAGAGGGUUUGA